Messenger RNA from Bombyx mori (domestic silkworm), 1552 nucleotides. It is a transcript of the gene Ipk1, whose product is annotated as inositol-pentakisphosphate 2-kinase. Gene Ontology annotation, biological process: inositol phosphate biosynthetic process. Gene Ontology annotation, molecular function: inositol-1,3,4,5,6-pentakisphosphate 2-kinase activity; ATP binding. The record is from RefSeq and is a predicted model, not a curated record. Gene Ontology annotation, cellular component: nucleus. NCBI's taxonomy places the organism in Eukaryota, Metazoa, Arthropoda, Insecta, Lepidoptera, Bombycidae. The coding region runs from base 54 to 1268 and encodes 404 amino acids. The transcript has 2 exons.
ACGUAAGUAAAUCACAUUUAUUGCUAACACACCUUGGUACGUAUUCACUAGCCAUGGAGGUGUUCGGGAAACAAUGCAAAUACAUCAACGAAGGGAACGUCCAUAUCGUUCUAGAAGUUGUCGGAACUGAUUAUGUUCUGCGGCUCAUCAAACAGGACGGGCAGCAGAUAAACGUGAAUGACGUCCGAGAUUCAGUGAAUUUCGUAAAUUUAGUCAUGAUACCGCUGUUAAAUAACAAUUUUCAAUGCAAAGAGGUCAUUGUGACUAUGGCAGAAGAGGAAGCGAGCAGAUUGAGCCACGCCCUUUAUCACAUUCGACCCACUCACAGACACUUCAAGUCCAUUCUUAGUCAGUAUGCAAUUAGAGCACCGAAUCUUGCCCUGGUCAGUCCGCUGUGCGAGACCAACUACUGCGUCGAAAUCAAACCGAAGGAAGGUUUCAUAUCCAAAUCGCUCUGUGCUCAUUCUAAAUGCUACUUUUGUCUAAAACAAUACUUGAAAGUAGAGACAAAUAAAGUUGAGAAACACAGUUCAUAUUGUCCAUUAGAUCUGUUCUCCGGAGAUAAAUACAGAAUGCGCGAUGCUCUACUCCAUCUCAUAGAAAACCCUCAGAACAAUUUCAAACUUUUUAAGAAUGGUGUGGUCAUUUAUGAUGAUAAAUCAGAUUUGAAGACUUUUCAUAAUAUAAUUGAAAGAAUAAAUAUCUUUGGCACGACUGAUGGAUUUUUAAAUUUCAUCAUACAAUUGUUACUGGCUGAUGAUUUUAGUUCAGAUUUAGACCUCAAAGAAACUAAAGCUAGUGUUAAAUAUUUCAAAAUACAAAAAAGGAAUGAAUGUGUCGAUGAUUCCAUUUUGACUUCCAACACAUUCCUGUACAAACUGCUAGAGCUUCAGAAGCUUGGGGACAGUGUUAAUUUUGACGUAACAAAUUAUUUGAAACAUGAAGAUGGAGGAUAUGUCUCGAUGAUAAUAGAAAAUGCUGCUAAUCUGAAUCUCGGUGAAGCCAAAGACAAAGAGCACUUCUUUAAAAAUUUGGAGCCUGUACAUAGGGCAUUGAUAGCUGCCGUGGCAAGAGACUGCUCUAUAAUGAUCAGCUUUUCUCCAAACUAUGUGGAGAACAUUCCGUGUGUCCAAAAGAAGGAACACAAGAUAAUGUACAGAGUUUCUGUGACAGAUCUGGAACCAAAAUCUAUUAAAAACUUAGUUAAACGAAAAGAGACUGAAAGUGAAAUGAUUGAGAUAUACCAGAGGUAUAUGAAACAGAAAUGAGUGAAAGUGUAAUAAAAUAGCAAAAGGCUUAGGACACAGAUAAUAAAAAUUAAGUGUCAACCUUACCUCAAGAUAGAACCCAAUUAUUAUUUUUAACUUUUUUAGUAUUCACAUUAUAAUAUAGAUAAUAAGUAUCAAAUAAAUUAUAUUUGAAACAUAAAUAAUGCAGACAAUUAGAAAUAGGUUCAUUUUGUUACAGAAUCCAACCGCACACUGAGACAAGAUCUAAACAACUAGAAGCAUGGGAACAAUUAAUAACAGAUUAUUUGAAGGCAACAAAACAA